Molecule: messenger RNA, 480 nt
Organism: Sordaria macrospora k-hell
Lineage: Eukaryota; Fungi; Ascomycota; Sordariomycetes; Sordariales; Sordariaceae
Source: RefSeq, a predicted model, not a curated record
AUGCCACUGUACGAAUCAAGUUCGUCAUCAGGUUCCGGAGAUACUGCUGACGACGUCGUUGGUCAAGCCAACAAUGGCAAUGUCCGUUUCAAACCCGAAGCAGAACAGCGCCAAAAAGCAAUUACUCUGGUCAAAAGAAGACUCGAACUCCUGACCAGAACCGCAUAUGGCAAGUUUUACGCGUACUUGUAUAAGGAGGUGCCGACCUGUUGGCGACAGCUUUAUACGGAUACGGCGAUUUUGAGGUUUGCGGGUUUGGUUUUGCUUGAGUUUGACUUUGAGGAUGGUGCGGGGCUGAAGGAGGGGGAUGAGAAGGAGGAGAAGAAGAAGGAGGAGAAGAAGAAGGAGGAGAAGAAGAAGGAGGAGAAGAAGAAGGAGGAGAAGAAGAAGGAGGAGAAGAAGAAGGAGGAGAAGAAGAAGAAGGAGAAAGGAUCAAGAGGGAGAGAGUGGUGGAUGAGAUGGUCAAGACGCUGGAUCUGA